AAUGCCUACAAGCAACUGAAGAGAAUUCUCCCCUGCAGACGAAUCGACCUCGUGGAAAACGCUCAAAAGAGUGUAUUUUUCUGGUAGGAGAGAAGUUAUCAGUGGAAGACAGUGAAUGGUCAGUUCAGGCGUUAGAUCCGCCUUCCAGCCUCCAAGAACCUCUUCCAGAAAUAACUCAACGCCAUGCGUCUCAACUGGUUGCCCUAAAUGGACUGGCCUACGUGAUUGGUGGAGAGGUACACUCGGAGCUGUCAACGUCAGUAAUGGAAUUCAACCCCAAGACCGGUCGUUGGCGACAAUUCGCGUCGAAUCUUCUCGCCUGCUGGGACCACGCUGCAGCUGGUUCUGGCUGCGGCAUCGUCUCCUGCGGAGGAUGGAAGUACAAUAGUGCAAUUGCAUUUGCUGAGCUCUUUCUGCCAGCAAAAAACAGGUGGUUCCGUCUUCCAGACAUGCUCAAUGCUCGAUCUGCUCACCGUGUCGUGGCUCACGAGGAGGAUGGCCGCAUUUUUGUCACUGGUGGCGAAGAUGAAUUCGGUUAUGACAUGGACCUGGUAGAAUGCUGCACCCUUCCUAUCGGCACCUCUGCAGAAACCACUGAAUCACACAGUUUCCUCACCUGGCAUCGGGCGGCACCGAUGAAUCAGGCACGCCAUUAUCAUGCUCUGGCCUACGCAAAGGGCAAAAUUGUAGCUGUAGGAGUUUUGGUCAAUCGCCUUUUACCCACGCAGACAGUUGAAGUAUUUUCGCCUCCAGAUCGCGGUAAUCCCUUGGGUCAAUGGACAUUUGUAAGACCUCUCGACGUACCCUAUGAAUAUCCCUUUGCUGUAGUUGUGGAUGGUUACUUCUUCGUUUUCCGUGAGUUUCUGUUCCUUGAUCUUGCAUGUGUGUUAGCUGUCAUUAGCUUGAUAAAUGUAACGAUAUAA
Molecule: messenger RNA, 923 nt
Organism: Dibothriocephalus latus
Lineage: Eukaryota; Metazoa; Platyhelminthes; Cestoda; Diphyllobothriidea; Diphyllobothriidae
Source: the annotation of a GenBank genome assembly